Messenger RNA from Ziziphus jujuba (common jujube), 838 nucleotides. RefSeq names its product early nodulin-like protein 1. Lineage: Eukaryota; Viridiplantae; Streptophyta; Magnoliopsida; Rosales; Rhamnaceae. Gene Ontology annotation, molecular function: electron transfer activity. Bases 91 to 711 code for a protein of 206 amino acids. The transcript has 2 exons. The record is from RefSeq and is a predicted model, not a curated record. Gene Ontology annotation, cellular component: plasma membrane.
UCUCUCUCUCUCUCUCUCUCUCUCUCUCUCUCUAAUUCUCUUUCACUUUGUGUGUUAUUAUCAUUUUUUUUCUUUUUCUUGUUGUACAAAAUGGGGUCUAAGAGAGUUCUUGGAUUAGUCUUGUCUGUGAUUUUCAUGGAGUUUCUGAUAAUGAUUGGCUCAUCUCAAGCUUACAAGUUCAAUGUUGGUGGAAAAGAUGGUUGGGUUUUGAAUCCUUCUGAGAAUUUCACUCGCUGGGCUGAAAGAAACAGAUUCCAAGUCAAUGACACUCUCUUUUUCAAAUACAAAAAAGGUUCAGACUCGGUCUUGGUUCUAACAAAGGAGGAUUACUUGGCAUGCAAUACACAGAAACCGAUAAUGUCUUUGACGGACGGCGACUCCGUCUUCACUUUGAAUCGCUCCGGAGCUUUUUACUUCGCUAGUGGCAACGGCGAUAAUUGCCGGAAGGGUCAGAAGCUCGUCCUCGUCGUUUUGGCCGUUAGGGAUAGACCUCACCUUCCGCCUCCUCCUCCUCCUCGGUCUCCUUCUCCGGUUGCGCCGCCACCUUCGGCAGGUGGUCCGACAUCACCGGCUUUAGCUCCGGGACCGAGAGCACUGUCACCGGUACCGAGUGGUAAUCGGCCUCAGAAAUCCAGUGUACCGGCCGGAUUUGGUGUUUCGGUUUGGUUGGUUUUGUUUGUUAGUGUUGGAGUGACUGUGGUGUUUGGGUAGCUUUUUUUAUUUUUUGGAAUAAGUUUUUUGGGUUUUGUGUCUUAGCUUGUGUGCAUGUUACAGUUUGUUUAGAGUCUUUUUUUUUUUUUUUUCCUUAAUUAUUUUGUAAUUCUUUUUUAAGCUUCAU